This is a messenger RNA of Camponotus floridanus (Florida carpenter ant), 2360 nucleotides long. Its product is annotated as ethanolaminephosphotransferase 1. The record is from RefSeq and is a predicted model, not a curated record. The coding region runs from base 559 to 1734 and encodes 391 amino acids. Gene Ontology annotation, molecular function: ethanolaminephosphotransferase activity. Gene Ontology annotation, cellular component: endoplasmic reticulum membrane; Golgi apparatus. The transcript has 8 exons. Gene Ontology annotation, biological process: phosphatidylethanolamine biosynthetic process. Lineage: Eukaryota; Metazoa; Arthropoda; Insecta; Hymenoptera; Formicidae.
GGCGAGCGCGUGGGCGAUCCGGGGCCGGGGGAUGAUCCGAUGAUCAGCCGGUGCCUCUUUCUCUAUACGUGAGACGCGUCGCGCAUGCAUUGCGGUGUAUGCGGUUGUGGCCUGUGGCCUGUGGUCGACGAGCCGGAGCCGGGAUAUCAUCCGAUAUGCCUGCGUAUACGUAAUGCACGCGUAAUUUAUAAUUUUAUUGCAUACAUCACGCCUCUCGUGUCGCGCGAGGUCCCGAUUCACGACGCGAAGGCGCAGUGAGUUGUAAUCUUUGUGAUUGAGUGAGUGAAAAUUAGAUCGGAAUCCGGUGUUUAGGAAAAAGUGUGCGUGAGAUAAAAUUCUCUCAACUUUUCCACGAUGAAUUCACGUAACGAUAGACGAUUUUACGGACGGUACAAAUAAAGGAAACAAAUAAACAAAGGGAAUAUUCAUACGAGAAAAUCGGAAUUCCUCGCGCGUCUGCUUGUAGAACAAUAUUUUGCGUAAAUGUGCGGUGAUUAACGAUCGUAGGGUGAACGUUGGAGAUUUUAUUGGGUGGUUCGAUUCUUGAGAUUCUAGAAAAUGUAUCGUAAAUUCAAGUGCGAGGUGGAAUAUCUCACCGAGGAACAUCUUACGGGGUUUGAGACCUAUAAAUAUAGCUCCUUGGAUACAAGCCCCCUAAGUGUAUACGUUAUGCAUCCUUUUUGGAACAAAGUAGUAGAGUAUUGCCCAAAGUGGAUUGCUCCAAAUGUACUAACCUUCUCUGGAUUCCUCUUUACUGUGUUGAAUUUUAUGUUAUUUGCGUAUUAUGACUACUACUUUUAUGCAUCCAGCGAUGACAAGCCAGAAUACCCUCCAAUAUCACGAUGGAUCUUUGCCAUAGCUGCUUUUAACAUUUUUAUGGCAUAUACGCUUGAUGGAAUAGAUGGAAAGCAGGCAAGACGUACACAAACUUCUGGUCCUUUAGGAGAAUUAUUCGAUCAUGGUUUAGACAGUUGGUCUGCUAUAUUGAUUACUGUGUGUAUGUAUUCAGUUUUCGGCAGAACGGAUCACAGUGUCUCGCCGUUACGAAUGUACUUUAUAUUGUGGAAUAUAUUUAUUAAUUUUUAUCUGAGUCACUGGGAGAAAUAUAACACAGGCGUACUAUUUCUUCCUUGGGGAUAUGAUGCUUCCAUGCUAGCAACUAUCAUAGUAUUUAUGCUUACCAGCAUAGGUGGACAUGAAGCUUGGAAAUUUGAAUUGCCAGGUGGUGUAUCAGCAGGAAUGAUGUUUGAAAUGCUGUUUUAUGUUAGUGCACUUGUGUCCAACUUGCCAGUUGUUCUUUGGAAUAUAUACAAGUCAUAUAGAGAUAAGACUGGCAAAAUGCGGACAUUUCCAGAGGCCAUAAGGCCAUUAGUGCCUUUGAUUUUGCUUUUUGCAAUUUCUACAAUCUGGAUAAUACAUUCUCCAAGUAAUGUUCUAGAAAAAGAUCCAAGGAUAAUAUAUUUUGCCAUUGGCACUAUUUUUUCCAAUAUAUGUUGUCGAUUAAUCGUAUCACAGAUGAGUAAUACUAGAUGUGAAGUAUUACCAUGGAUACUUUUGCCAGUCGCAGUAGCCGCUAUUUUCUCAUUUAUGUUACCUAGCAUAGAUUUAGGAUCUAUGUAUCUAGUUUCCAUAGUAGCUUUGUUGGCACACAUUCAUUAUGGUGCUUGCGUGGUUCGUCAAAUGUGCCGUCACUUUCGGAUUCAGACGUUCUCUAUAAAAAAUCAUUCCGAAUGACUACUUGUCGACGAUACAUGUUAAAAACGAAGGCAUUAUGAGGUAAAAAAAAAAAGUCAUUAAAACCAGCGCAAAAAAAAGCAAACAAGGAGAAGAGAUCUGACAUACACACAAUAUACAAACUUGUUAUUAGAAUUAAUCACUAGAAGUUAAUUAUCAUGACAAAACACUUAUUGAAAAAACAAAGAAUUCUUAGAAUCAUGUCCUUCACGCGAAAUACAAUUAUACAAAGCGCUACUCAGAGAUGCAAAAAUUGUGAUAAUUUUAUUUUGUUUUACACAUCUAACAUAAUCGUACCUAUCGAGUUCUUUGCUUAUUUCUAUGCUGAAAUUCUCUAAAUCAGUUCUAUAUUAUUUUACUGUGAUAUAUUUAAUUAUCCACAUAUUAUUUCUUUGAUUCUGUGAAAGAACAAUGGUUUAUCUAUAAACAUCAUAUAUUAAAUGAUCAGGCUUAUAUAUAUUUAUAUGUGUGUACAAAUAAUUUUUCUUUGAAUGCUAUUAACUUUAUCAAGCGUUGAAUUAAAAAUGUAUACCUUUUCGUUUUUAACACGUAUCGUCCCUCGGAUAUUAUUCUUCAAUUUACUAAUAAUGUUUUUCCUCUUUUCCUCUUCUUUUUUAAUAAUGUUU